AUGGAACGGCCUCCAGCGUAUCAACCAGUAUGUCGAGAGGAUGAGGAUGAGUCAUUAGCACAAUUAGAAGAGAAGGACGGUAUCGCAUGGAACGCGAACAGUACCGAGAUUAUUCCUACGAAUACUCGCAGUUUUGUCGUCUUUCUGUCAAUCAUGCUGCUGUCGCUCUCGGCGAAUGUAUUGUUGGUAAUGGACAAUGGGAAGCUGCGCAUCUCGCGCGAUACUGGGAAGACGGCGUAUACUGGUCUCACUUUCGAUACUCCUCUUCCUUACCACGCUAUGUCGGAAUAUUGGAAUCCAAACAUUAGCGACAGCGACAUGGAAGCAGCAUGGGACGCUAUAGAUACCAACGCUAUGGCGGUUUCCCUUCAUGACGACUACGCGAAUAGCGUUGGCCUUCCUCCCUCCACACCGUUCCCGUGGGAUACUGAGCGUAGUAUCUACUAUGUAAAGGGUAUUCACGAUUUACACUGCUUGAAACUCAUCCGAAAAGCCAUUGUCUCAAAACAUAAUGGCAAUGACCAGGCUUUCAAUCUCCACCACAUUUACCACUGUCUAGAUGGCAUCCGACAAGACAUCAUGUGUGCCGCGGAUGACACGCCCAUGCCGGCCCCUGUAGCGCAUCAUGUUGGCGAGGGUCAAAUUCGACAAUGUCGAGACUGGAACAAGCUCAUAGCGUGGGCCAGACGUCCUGACCAACAUGCUUGCUAUGACUUCGACGAUUACCGUGAAGCUACAAACACCCUCGAACUUUUUGCAUUCUGUCCUCCAGAAUCCCCCUACCGUCCAUUUCAGCAAGCUUACUUCGAGUUCCAUGGGCAUAAAGACCCAUACGAGCCGAAAGAAACCAGAGAGCAAGUUGUGAUCUUCUAG
This is a messenger RNA of Cucurbitaria berberidis CBS 394.84, 873 nucleotides long. RefSeq lists its product as uncharacterized. Gene Ontology annotation, biological process: mycotoxin biosynthetic process. The coding region runs from base 1 to 873 and encodes 290 amino acids. The transcript is spliced from 3 exons. The record is from RefSeq and is a predicted model, not a curated record. Lineage: Eukaryota; Fungi; Ascomycota; Dothideomycetes; Pleosporales; Cucurbitariaceae.